Messenger RNA from Mycotypha africana, 789 nucleotides. RefSeq lists its product as uncharacterized. Bases 1 to 789 code for a protein of 262 amino acids. The transcript is spliced from 7 exons. The record is from RefSeq and is a predicted model, not a curated record. Lineage: Eukaryota; Fungi; Mucoromycota; Mucoromycetes; Mucorales; Mycotyphaceae.
AUGAGUUUUUACAAUGGUAUUCAAUGCUGUGAAUCAGCUUCAGAUUUUGCUAUUCCCAUCUUCAAGCAGCGUGAUAGAGUCCCAAGAAAUGUGACUAAGCAUUCAAAGAAAGGUGCUCCUUUUUCAAUGGCAUCUAUUCAAUGCAUUCGGCAAUAUAACAUCCCUGAUUACUACCAGUGUCUCUGCUGUUUGUAUUGUACUUGGUUUUUAUGUUUGCUGGUUAUGGAUAAUGGUGCAAGCCUUUCCUCCAUAUUGAAUCAUUUCGUGUUUAUGCUUGAUAAUAUAAUGACAAGAUCCGAACCAUUCAUUGACAUUUUUAUAAAAGAACGAGUUUUUGAACAGCAAAAAAGAAUGCUUUUGUUUGCAAAAAUGGAGAAAAAUCCUCGUUCCUGGAUUUCUAAGCCAGUAAGAAUGUGCUAUUAUGAUUCUGUAGUCAUGACAACCAUGUCUUAUCUUGAAUGUAUGGUCUACUUUGUAUCUACAUAUGUUGUACUAUCUCCAAAACUGGUCGAUGUUAGGAUAAGCAGUAGUAUUUGGCACUUCCAUAUUGUAAUCAAAUUUUACAUGAAGAGCGUCGUUGAAUGCUCAACAAAGCGAUUUACAAAUGAAGUAUGUUCGUGUUGUCUAAGUUUUCCCACUAUGUAUGAAGUGUGUUUAAGGUUUUUGAUUGGCUUAAAACAAACGGAAAUCUAUUUCACAAAAUCUUGUAAUUCCAAACGUUUGGCGGUAAUGAACUUCCUCAAAUUUGGAAUUCUGUACCAAACUCAGUAUGUCGUGGGGUCGGUAUAG